Messenger RNA from [Torrubiella] hemipterigena, 678 nucleotides. The record is from the annotation of a GenBank genome assembly. Lineage: Eukaryota; Fungi; Ascomycota; Sordariomycetes; Hypocreales; Clavicipitaceae.
CCACGACCAGCAGCAGCAGCAUCCCGGCGCCCAAGCAACGUAUCUCGACGCCCCGAGCACCUGUUCAAUCGCCCAAUUCCGCCUCUGUAGCAGCCGCCCGCGCGCCACUCCAUUUCACAAGGCCCCUUUCUCUCUGUCUGGAAGAAGGUUUCUUUCUUCCGCAUCACACCAAGCCAUGUCUUCGCGACGAGCCGCUCUGUCGCUAUACCGCCGGUCGCUCAAGCUGUCCCUCGACUGGGCAGUGCAGAGACACAUCUGGCGCGGUCAGGCCGCAUACAUUAGAUCGCUGUUUGAGGCGAACCGCGGCAUCGAAGACCCUCGCCAACAACGCGCCAUUCUUGCCGAGACCGAGAAGCUGCUGGACAGCUGGAAGCACCCCGAUCCUUAUAUUCCCCCGACUGCCCCCGGAGGCUCGAAAUACGAAAGAAACUUGGCUUCGCCUUUCCUUGACCCGCCACCUCAUCCCGCCAACCGUCAUUAAAAAAUAUGUAGUUAUAGCUCUCGAAUAGAGUCGGUCCGGCGUGCAUUGCGUGCGGCCGCUGUUAAUUUUCUAACUUUAUCUGACGACCGUUUUACAAUGUGUUCUAUGGACGUAUGUGUCUUUGUGUGUACAUGGCAAAGUGACGUGACUUGGCUUAUGAGCGUGAUUUUGGUAUUGGCCAUUUCUUGGACUGCGGC